This is a messenger RNA of Labeo rohita (rohu), 2436 nucleotides long. It is a transcript of the gene nyx, whose product is annotated as nyctalopin. The transcript has 3 exons. NCBI's taxonomy places the organism in Eukaryota, Metazoa, Chordata, Actinopteri, Cypriniformes, Cyprinidae. Gene Ontology annotation, cellular component: plasma membrane. Bases 263 to 1669 code for a protein of 468 amino acids. The record is from RefSeq and is a predicted model, not a curated record. Gene Ontology annotation, molecular function: protein binding; zinc ion binding.
GAUGCUUUGACUGCAUGAGAAAAUGGAUGUGUGGCAUGAAAGAGUAAGAAAUGUCAAAUUGCAUGAGUAACACGCUGAAUGCCUGAGACUUGUCAGCCCUGCUAAGGAGUUUUUGGUCACCAAAUGUUUUUUCUGAGGUAACGUUACUGUGCCGUUACGUGACGUUGUUUACGAGCUGUGAUAUUGGCGUCUCUCCGCGGUUGAAACACUGAAUAAACGAUUACAUGAGACAGGAUAUGGAUUUUGAUGAGAGGAAACAGUGAUGUGUUCCAUCAUUAUUGCCGUGUACUUCCUCCUCCUCCCCCCUUACACCCUGGCCCUUUGGGCCUGCACUCGCUCUUGCCCUCCCAGCUGCACAUGUACUCAGGAGAAAAGCUGCAGCGUCCUGUGUGACCACGUCAACAUGAUGGACUUGCCCAAAGAGUUCCCCUGCGAGGCGUCCUCCAUCAACCUGGACAAGAACAGCAUCAAGUUUCUGUCCGAGCGGGCCUUUGGCACCCUGCCUUCGCUCAAGACACUCUCGCUCAACCACAACAACAUCUCCUUCAUCACGCCGGGGGCGUUUAAAGGGCUGCCCAACUUGCUGGAGCUCAAGUUGGCCCACAAUGAGUACAUCCGCUACUUGCACACUCGCACCUUCACGGCGCUCAAACGCUUGGUGCGUCUGGACCUCUCCGACUGCAACCUGUUCAGCAUGCCAGACCGCAUCUUCCUGGAGCAAAUCACCCUGAAGGAACUGCUGUGUUUCCAAAACAACUUUAGACGUGUUCCCGGUGCCAUAAGGGGGAUGGAAAACCUCACGCAUGUCUACUUGGAGCGCAACAAGAUCGAAGCGGUGGCCUACAACUCUCUGUUGGGGCUGAGCAACCUCAAGUACCUCAACUUACAGGAGAAUCGCAUAAAUGUAAUACAUGAUGAGGCCUUUAAAGAUCUAGUGCGUCUGGAGAACUUCUACCUGAAUGAUAAUCUGUUGGUCGACUUGCCCCAGAAGGCAUUCAAAGGCCUAAGCAACUUAAAAAUGUUGAAUCUCGGUGGGAACAUGUUGACCAAUGUGUCCAAAACAUGGUUUAGUGAUCUUGUGGAGCUGGAGGUGCUGUAUCUAGAUCGAAACCGCCUGUCCUAUAUCGACGACGGCGCCUUUGAGAACUUGACAAGCCUCAUUACGUUGCACCUCAACAGCAACAAUCUGACAUCUCUUCCCUUUUCGGUCUUCCAGCCCAUCUAUUUCAUCGGCCGUCUGUAUCUCUUUCGAAACCCUUGGGAGUGUACCUGUGACCUGGAGUGGUUGAGGGAGUGGAUGGAGAGUUAUAAAUUAGUGAGGGACAUUCCAUGCGCAUCUCCAUCUUCAGUGGCUGGACUUGACCUCAGUGAAGUUGUCUACGCCCACCUGAACGGCACCUGUCUGGAUCCUCCAGAGCUCAACCUGACCACAUCUAUUCCUGAGUACUCCACUGUGGAGAACAAGUUCAACAGCCUGAUCUCCAAACUCCUACAGCAGGAACUAAGGGAUGAGAUGGUCAAUGUCACGGACGGUCUGAGGAAUGGCACCCAGCAGGACCCGGCAGAGAGUCAGGUUUCGUCUGGACGUGGACUGUUCGGUGCUGCUCAGACUGUGUUUCUUCUUGUGCUGCUUUUUCAAGUCCAGAUUGACUGCAUUAAUGCCUCUUGAGAGUCUGGUGGAUACUAAACGGGACUGAAGCACAUCCAAGAGUGGAAGUAAUUUUCCAGUAUGGGAAAUGUUUGGAAGGCCGUGAUGAAACGUUUGAUCUAUCCUGCCAUGAGCGGUGGGUUUUCUCAUGUUGAAAAUAAAAUUCUGGCAGAUAUAAUGGAGCUGGAGAUGAUUGUCUCUUUGAAAGAAUGGAAACUGAAGUCUUGAAGAGAAAGAAGCAUGUUUUAAGCAAAUAAGGACUUUUGUUUGUUUUGCCAAUGCGAAGGAUUGAUUAAAGUAUAACCGAGGGGCACUCUGUGAGAACUAGUUGCGCAAAUGUUUUUUUACCGUUAUUUUUAUCUAGAUUUGAUUUGAAACAUCUUAAUGCAUCUAUAGUACGAAUAUGUUUGUACAUGUUCUGUUGCGUAACUUUGUAACAUUUGUUGUGUAGGAGAUUUAUCUGAUAACGCUUCUCGCUAUCAUUUCACCAGAUGGCAUAACACGGUGUCCUCUUUUGUUUGGUUCAUUGAACUGGGUAAGUUUCCAGAUCUGGAAAAUGCAUUAGUCCUUCUACUCCGUAAAGCUUAAGUGCACUCGGUAACAUAAGCUGCUUCAUACUGUAACCAAAUGGAUUGGCUUUAUCAUGGUGUUUCACUGUUAUGAUCAAAUAUCUUCACUAUACAGAACACAACGUGCACGGAAGGAUGAUGUCAUACUACUACAUAUACAUGAGAUUUGUGAAAGAGACCUAGUGAUUGUGCUUUAACACUGAUUUUUGUUUACAUGUG